Molecule: messenger RNA, 1020 nt
Organism: Paramecium tetraurelia
Lineage: Eukaryota; Ciliophora; Oligohymenophorea; Peniculida; Parameciidae
Exons: 5
Molecular function (GO): RNA binding
Source: RefSeq, a predicted model, not a curated record
AUGCUAAGUUUAAUUGCACCUCCAGAAAACUUAAGUCCAGAAUAUUUCAGUUCACUAUUAAACCAGUAUGGACCCGUGCAAUAAGUGAAGAUUUUAAAUAAAUCGUUAAUGGACUUUAAGGUGUUUGUAGAAAUGGGUAAUUCAGAGGCAGCAAAAUUAGCUAAAUAAUUUCUUGAUUAACUUUCUUCAAACUUUAUUAAAUGUUCAUAUUAUCAUGAGGAGAAGCAAUUUGAAUCAGGAUCUUAGAAUAAUUGCUCUUUUGAGAUUAUUGGUGAUUCAACUGUUAGCUCGUAGAAAUGCUAACAUCAAACUUCGUUAAAUGAAAGUACAUUUUACUUGAUCUAUUAAGUUUUAUAUGAAGAUGACUAUAGGCCUUCAAGCGUCAAGACCUUACCCUUAAAUCAUAAGACAGUCAAAUCUUCAUAACUAAUUUAGCCAACCUAGACUUUGUGUGUAAGUGGAAUUAAGGGGAAAGAAAUAGAUGCCAAAAAAUUGUAUAAUAUUUUUAGUAACUUCGGAAAUAUUGAUAAAAUCUUACUUAUUAAAAUUAAAAAUUUCGCAUUUGUUAAGUAUCUCAAAAAUGAUAAUGCAAUAUUCGUUUUCUAGAAUUGUUAAUAAUUAGAAUUCUUUGAUAGCACCAUUUCAAUUUCUUAUGCUUCAGACGACUCAAUAGAUAAGCUGAUUGGUCUUGACACUCUCUAUCAAGAAUAGGACUAUUAUAUUGGUUCUGAGGAUACAGACAGAUUCAAUUGUAACAAUAAAAUGAUUCUUUUGCCACCGAGUUAGGUAUUGCACAUCUCAAAUCUUAAAAAGGUUUCUUCCAAUGCUGAAACUAUGUGGGAUGUAUUUUCUGAAUUUGGUGUUGUUCAAGCUGUAAAGGUAUUAAAUACACAAUUCAAGUUUAUGUGUUUAAUAAAAAUGGAAACUCUUAGGUAAGCCUUAGAAGUUAUGGCUCUAAUGCAUAAUGAAGAGAUUGACAAUAGAAAUGUGCAAAUCUCAUUCACAAAAGCCAAAAUUUGA